AUGUCUUUCAGAUUUUUCCUCAUUUUUCCUGAAAAAUCCAAGUGUUUGCGUAAAUAUAUAUGCAAGUGUGUUUAUAUCUGGAGACUGGAGGAAAUUGCUAGCUUAUCGGACUUAUCUGCUUCUUCUGGAAUGUCUGCUACGAUGAUGAUGCCUGCGACGGAAUCACAGUCAGUGGCGGCGAAUCUGAAUGCUCCGACGAUGGAAGUAGAGUUUGCUGAGUGCGAUUGUUGUGGAUUGACGGAGGAGUGUACGCCGGCGUACAUGGAGAGAAUUCGAGAAAGAUAUCAAGGGAAAUGGAUCUGCGGUUUAUGUGGAGAGGCGGUGAAAGACGAAAUAGUGAGAAGCGAACGGCUGAUCACCACCGAGGAAGCGAUGACGCGUCACAUGGCGUUUUGUAGGGCGUCAAAGUCAUCUGGUCCGCCGCCUAAUCCGGCGGUUCAUUUAAUCGCUGCCAUGAGACAGAUUCUCCGGCGAAGUUUGGAUUCACCUAGAUCCUUGAGGUCUAUGCCUAGUAGUCCGACGAAGAACACCGGCGCCGGCGCACUUGCUCGAUCGGAGAGCUGUAUGCCGACUCUAACGCUUGCUGUUGUUGAUUCAUCUCCGUAUGAUGAACUGGAAGUACCAGAAGAAUGAUGAACAACACAGAAGAACAAAAAUGGCGAUGAACAAUUGUAAGUUUGAUUCCUUGAUCCUCCAAAACGGAUUUGGGAAAACUAGAUGCUUAAUUUAGAUGAGACAGUUAUUGUAUCUAAACUCAUUAUAAUUACUAGUAAACAACCCUGUUUUCAUCUUGAUAUCAUUUUCCUACAAACAACUUCCAUUUCAAUUUUCAUCAAAUUGUCAAACCCAUCAAUCAUUUCAAGAAAACUUCCAUCAAUUCAAAUUAUACCAAACUUCGUCGGUUAAAAAAGUGUCAUAAAUCAAUACACACCGAAACAAAAAUUUAGUGUGAAAUGAAUAAACAAAUCAUUAGUCAUUUCAUCAAAUCAAAACUAAUAAACUCAAUUGUACACUAAUAAUGCAAGUAUCUUGAAGGUGUUUGACAUGAGAAUAAUCUUUUUGGCUUUUGUGGGCAUAAGUUUUGCUACAACAAGAGAUUCUCACUUUGGUCUUUCUAGCCGCAAGCUAGUUACCUAUCACAAAAAGUGAUAGAAAGACAAUACAAUAAGUCGUAUUGAGAUGCCUAUUUCCUACUGCCUUUAAUAGAACAUGUAUUCUAAUAUGUGAAAAGCAUGUAAAUAUAAUUAUAAAAAGAGCUUGUGAUAUGCAUUGUGAAUCCGUAUCCUAUAUUUAUGUAAAAGACAAAACAACAAUAAAGUUCCGUAAAACCGUAAAACCAAAAGGUAAUGUGAAAAGUAUCGUGUGAAAUGAUGUCGAUUUGGAAUGCUUUGUUUAUUGUACAAUUAUUGAUCGUACCAUUUUCAUAGAGGUAAAAGAGGUAAAAUGUUGAAGCGUACCUUAUUAGAUUGUACAACUUGGGAGGGGUAAGAUUGUAAUUUCAAACUCAAACUAGUGACGUGAAGUGACUAUUUAGCCAUAAAAUUCGUGUUAGAAUCCUGUUUGCAUAAGUAAAUGAUUAAAAAAAAAUUAAAAUACAUAACCUUUUCAAUACAUGUGAUUAAGAUAAUGCUUUUUUUGAAAUGAAAUCUGUUAAAUCAAUAUAAACGAACUACAUCCAAAUCCGGUAUAAGUUGUCAUGUGUUUGGUUUUUAUAUGAAUCAAUGAAGUCGAAGUGUGAAUUGUGUUAAACGGAAGAAUAUAUUUGUCUAUUUGUGGAUUUAUUAGGAC
This is a messenger RNA of Lactuca saligna, 1788 nucleotides long. The record is from the annotation of a GenBank genome assembly. NCBI's taxonomy places the organism in Eukaryota, Viridiplantae, Streptophyta, Magnoliopsida, Asterales, Asteraceae.